Molecule: messenger RNA, 1278 nt
Organism: Penaeus vannamei (Pacific white shrimp)
Lineage: Eukaryota; Metazoa; Arthropoda; Malacostraca; Decapoda; Penaeidae
Source: RefSeq, a predicted model, not a curated record
AUGAGCCUCACGCACAAAGAGCCUUCGCCGCCAAGAGCCUCUCGCCGCGCAAGAGCCUUCUCGCCCGCCAUGACCUCAUCGCCACCAAGAGCCUCUCCGCCACGCCAAGAGCCUCACGCCACCAAGAGCCUCUCGCCGCCAAGAGCCUCUCGCCGCCAAGAGCCUCACGCCGCCAAGAGCCUCUCACCGCCAAGAAGCCUCUCGCCGCCCAAGAGGCCGCUCGCCGACCAAGAGCCUCACGCCACCAAGAGCCUCUCGCGCCAAGAGCCUCCGCCGCCAAGAGCCUCAAGCGCGCCAAGAGCCUCACGCUUCGCCGGCCACAAAGCCUCCCGCCGGCAAGAGCUCUCGCCGCGGCCGCCAAGAGCUCCCGCCAAGAGCCAAGAGCCUCCCGCCCAAGAGCCUCGCAAAGAGCCUCACGCCGCCAAGAGUUCGAAGCGACGCCCCAAGAGCCUCACGCCGCCCACCAAGAGCCUCUCGCCCAAGAGCCUCGCGCCGCCAAGAGCCUCGGGCCGCCUCUCCGCCAAGAGCCUCUCGCCGCCAAGAGUUCGAAGCGACAAGCAAGAGGCCCCAAGAGCCUCACGCCGCAAGAGCCUCUCGCCGCAAGAGCCUCCCGCCGCCAAGAGUUCGCCUCUCUCGAAGAGCCUCCGCCGCCCAAGAGCCUCUCGCCGCCAAGAGCCUCCCGCCGCCAAGAGCCUCUCGCCGCCAAGAGCCUCACGCCGCCAAGAGCCUCUCGCCAAGAGCCUCAAGCCUCGCCGCCAAGAGAGCCUCUUCCAGAGCCUCUCGCCGCCAAGAGCCUCCCGCAGAAGAGCCUCACGCCGCCAAGAGCCUCUUCGCGCCGCCAAGAGCCUCACGCCGCCCAAGAAGCCUCACGCCGCCAAGAGCUACGAAGAGCCUCUCGCCGCCAAGAAGAGCCUCUCGCCGAAAAGAGCCUCACGAAGAGAGCGCCGCCAAGAGCCUCUCGCCGGGCUCAAGAAGCGCCUCAACGCCGCCAAGCCCCCUCACGCGAGUUCGCCGCAAGAGCUCUCCGCCGCCAAGAGCAUCCGCCGCCUUCUAAGAGUUCCGACGCCGCCCAAGAGCCUUGCCUCGUUCGCCAAGAGUUCGAAGGGCGCCCCAAGAGCCUCCCGCCGCCAAGAGCCUCUCGCCGCCAAGAGUUCGAAGCGACGCCCCAAGAGCCGCGCCUGCAAAGUCGUCCUCCUCAGCACACGUGUCCCGAGCGCAUGUCCAGCCGGCCUCGUAAUAUACCUGUGCGCUGGACUCUCUCUCGGAGGCAUUUGUUGA